Molecule: messenger RNA, 1982 nt
Organism: Folsomia candida
Lineage: Eukaryota; Metazoa; Arthropoda; Collembola; Entomobryomorpha; Isotomidae
Product: lysosome membrane protein 2-like
Exons: 8
Coding region: 329-1930 (533 amino acids)
Cellular component (GO): cytoplasm; membrane
Molecular function (GO): scavenger receptor activity
Source: RefSeq, a predicted model, not a curated record
AAAUUCAUAUAUUUAUUUAGUCUGAGUAAAAUACGAAUUAUUCAACCAUACCUUCGCCGAUUAAGAUUGUAUUGAUCCAAGAAAAAGUUGUGACAUGGUUGACUUCAUGCUUAAUUCACUGAUUCUUGAAUUAUUCAGUACAGUACGACUUGCCAAAACUAAUUAUCUUUAAAAAAGAACAAUAUCCUUGAUAAGAUUUAAUCCAUUUUAUUGAAUAUUUGACAUAGUCCGUCCCCAGUUAUUUUUCUAACGUUCCUUAUUUUCCUUAUUUUUGGCUUUAUUUCACCCAUCAAUUGGUUACAGAAAAAACAAAAAUAACGGCUAAAAAAUGCAAAUGAGAGAUUUGCUCCAGUCUGAAGAAUUUUUAAAACUUAUUGUCAUUUUUGGAGCAGUGUGUACUCUUGGAUCCAUUGCGCUUGGAUGGGGUGGACUCGAAUUGGGCAUAACCUUAGUCAUUAGAAAGACGACGAAACUUUCCCCUGGCUCAACGCUUUGGGAAAAUUGGAAAAAUGGUGAUGCGCACAUCAAGUUCUAUCUCUUCAACAUCACGAAUCCUGAGGAGGUGGCUACCAAGAAAGUUGAAUUGAACGAGAUCGGACCCUUCGUUUACUUGGUAGAAUUUGACAAGUUAAACAUGGACAAGAACAAGAAGAUUGACACGAUUCUCUAUUCACCUACAAGGACAUAUUACUUUCAAGCGGACAAGUCCUCUGGAAAAGAAAGCGACUUGAUAACCUUUAUCAACGUACCUUAUGUGGCAAUGUCGCACAUCGCGAAUGAUGCAGCAAACAGUGAGAACAAUAAUAUUCCCGAAAUGGUGGACCGGAUACUCACAGAGAAAGGAGAAAAGCUGAUUAGAACCGACACAGUCAAGAAUUUUUUGUUUGACGGGAUAUCAGUUCAGGCAUACGUUGACCUCAUGAAUGACCUCUUGGUUGACCAAGAAUCAGAGAACAUACAUCUCCCUGAGCACUUCAAGGAUGGUCUUUUUGCAAUUUUCAAAGGGAAAAAUGGAACCAAGGACGGCCGUUGGGAGUGUCACUCGGGAAAUAGAAAUUAUGCUGAUAUUGGGAAGCUAGUCAGCUACAAUGGACAAAGCAGAUUGAAUCUUUACAAGGACAGUUCUUGCAACGCCAUCAACGGAACGGACGGCUGGAUUUAUCCUCCCUUCAUUGAACCUGGAGAGAAGGACUUGUAUAUUUUCCUCCCAGAGUUGUGCAGAUCUGUUCGAUGGGAGUUUGUCAAAAUGACACAGGUUGAAGGUGGCAUUCCGGUGGCAAGGCAUCGAUUUCCGCAGAUAAAAACGUUCGCAGAAGAUCCUCAAGUUUGGUGUUUCUGCCCCAAAACCAAUGUGUCAGCAUGCGACAUUCAUGGUAUCGCUAAUUUGGAGCAAUGUUUUGAUGGAAUUCCUCUUCUGUACUCUAAACCUCACUUUCUUAACGUGCAUGGCUCAAUUCGCAAUCUGGUGAACGGAAUUCGUCCAAAUACCUUCGUGCAUGAAUCCAAUCUUGACGUGUACCCAUUGACAGGUACUCUUGUGAGCACCAAUAUCAAAAUGCAGUUCUCAAUCGAACUCAUCCCAUGGGAAUCAAUGCCAAGCUUCAGCAAAGCACAACGAGCCAUCAUACCAUUCGUUUGGGUAGAAAUUGUGUCAUCAUUGACGGGCAUCACUUUCAUGGCAGUUCGUCUCUUGUCCUUGUUGUUGAGACUUCUACCAAUUCUGCGAAUCCUCGCCUUGCUCGGGUCGCUUGGAAUAGUUUUCAUCGCGUACUUCUUGGCUUAUCGAUGUAGGAAAAACAACAGCAUCGUGAUAGAAGUCAGUGAAGAUGAAGAUGACGACGAAACCAGAGCGGCGCAUGAAUUAUGGAUGAAAAAAUUCAAAAACCAAACUCAUAUAAAAUAUCCGGACUCGGCAAACAUGCACAAUUAAUGUAUUUAAAUGUGGGCUUCUCCUUCAAAUAAAAUUGGUAUUUAAUUUGAGA